CCUUCGAAACAUCAACAAAAAUUACUAAACAAUUUUCUCGGCAUCCAAACGCUCGCUUCAGCUCUAGAAUGGCAAUGAUUCCAGACUUCUUCGGCAAUCGACGCAACAGCUCUUUCGACCCAUUUUCGAUGGAUUUAUGGGAUCCAUUCAAGGAAUUCGAUUCCCCGACGCUUAUAUCAUUACCUCUACUUUCCGGAGAAAUUUCCGGUUUCGUCAACACCCGUGUGGACUGGAAGGAGACUUCGAACGCACACGUGUUCAAGGCGGACCUUCCAGGGAUGAAGAAAGAGGAAGUGAAGGUGGAGAUCGAAGACGAUCGGGUGCUUCAAAUCAGCGGGGAGAGGCGCGUGGAGAAGGAGGAGAAGAAGGACAUGUGGCAUCGAGUGGAGAGGAGUAGCGGGAAGUUCUCGAGGAGGUUUAGGUUGCCGGAGAAUGUGAAGAUGGAUGAUGUGAAGGCUUCGAUGGAGAAUGGGGUUCUUACUGUUACUGUCCCUAAGGUUGAGGUAAAAAAAGCUGAGAUCAAAUCUGUUGAAAUUUCUGGUUAAAAUUGGGACAUUGUCGCAUGUUCAUGUAGAGAUGUUUGAUCUGUUUGCUGCGUGCGUGUUGAUUGCUUUCUCUGUUUUUGUUCUGUUCGAAGGUUGAGUAUUGUAGGGUUGAAUACUGUAUAAAAUUUUACCUGAAUGUUGAUGAUAUGAUUCGA
Messenger RNA from Hibiscus syriacus, 700 nucleotides. Its product is annotated as 17.5 kDa class I heat shock protein-like. The coding region runs from base 69 to 545 and encodes 158 amino acids. Gene Ontology annotation, biological process: response to salt stress; response to hydrogen peroxide; protein complex oligomerization. NCBI's taxonomy places the organism in Eukaryota, Viridiplantae, Streptophyta, Magnoliopsida, Malvales, Malvaceae. The transcript has a single exon. The record is from RefSeq and is a predicted model, not a curated record.